Messenger RNA from Lemur catta (Ring-tailed lemur), 2784 nucleotides. It is a transcript of the gene SPATA25, whose product is annotated as spermatogenesis associated 25. The record is from RefSeq and is a predicted model, not a curated record. Gene Ontology annotation, biological process: spermatogenesis. The transcript has 4 exons. Lineage: Eukaryota; Metazoa; Chordata; Mammalia; Primates; Lemuridae. Bases 170 to 847 code for a protein of 225 amino acids.
UAACCCCAUCCCAUUGUCUUGUACAGAUUCUAGAAUGAACAGGUCAAUGCUGUGAGGUGGGUUCAAGGUGUAAAGGGGAAGGACUAUGAGGUGACAUUCUGGAAGGGUGGAGAGGCUACGACAGGAGGCAGAUGACUAUUCCCUCACAAACAGGGGCUUUGGGGCAGCCAUGUCCUACUUUGUGUCUCCACAGACUCAUCCAGGUCUUCUGCUUUCUGGUCAAGGUGGGGCUGCUUCUCCAGGCUCAUCCCUUGGCCUCUAUAGUCCUGUAGAGCCAGUGAUGGUGGCCUCUGGUGGAGUAGGCCAGAAAGCUGAGCAGGUGGCACCUGCUGCCCGGGCCUGGGGCCCAGCCCUGGCAAUGCCGGACGCCAGGGGCUGCCCUGGGGGGGCUAGCUGGGAGACGCUGCAGAGGAAGGAGUACAGCCGAUACUGCCACAAAUUCCCCAAUGUGAGGCAGCCGGAGAGCUUGGGCUGGGAGGACAGCUGCUCCAGAAGCAGAGCUCCCCACCUGGGUGGCCCCAGCAGGCCUGGGCCCCUGCUGCUGUGUGGGCUGUCACCAGGGGUUCUGCCGACACCCUCUGAAGCAGGGGGGAAGGAGGCCGGGUCCCAGCCUGACAUCUGCAUCCUUACCCUGGCUAUGAUGAUCGCUGGCAUCCCCACUGUGCCCGUCCCAGGCCUGCGGGAAGAGGACCUGAUCCGGGCUGCUCAAGCUUUCAUGACGGCCCAUCCGGAGCCAGAGGGAGCUGGGGAGGCAGCGCGGUGGGAGCAGGCACAUGCCCACGGAGCCUCUGGGCAGGUGCCGCUGGUGAGAUCCAGGAGGGGCCAGCCUCCUGGCUCCUGCUUGUAGCUGGAUGAAAUAGCACCAGACACAGAGGGUGGCUUUUCCGUAUGGUUCUUGGGCAGACAGGGUUGGGGGCCUAUGGCAAGGAGGGCGAUAGGGUGGGUGGUUGAGCCACUUUGACAAAUUCCAGUCCUUCAGUAGGGACUUCCUUACCCCAGGGAGUUUCUCCAGAUACCACUAAGACAGGAGAUAGGUCUUGUCAGAUAGAUACGAUUAAAAUUAUCUGAGGUAGGGGGCCUUGCUCGAAGAGUCAAGGCUUCUUUUUAUUGUUUUGAGGACUUGAUCAAAAUUUCUUGUAUAAAGUUAUAGGCAAUGUGAACUCCCCUCUUGCCUUAAAUUUCCCAGCAUGUUGAAGGCAGGUCGUAGGAUCACAGGCAAGCAAGGAAAAUUAACAUUUAGUUGAACACCCACUAGGUAUGUCCACUCUUUAAUCUUACUGCCUUUGUGGCCCCAUUUUUACAGAUAAUCAAAUUGAAGUUUAGAAAGGUGACUUGCCCAAAGUCCCAUAGCUAGUAAAAAGUAGAACCAGGCUCAAAAAUCAGACACAGAAGGAAUCAGGAUUCACAGGUAGUAUCAGACUCCAGAGUCUAUUCUUUCCAUGAUAUACCCUAAACUGCCUUCUACAGAACAAGAAAAACUAGACAAGUGCUAGAAUAUGCAACACUAAAUUUUAUUGACCCCAGGAUGGGGCAGGGAGAAAAAUAGUGGAAGCCUGGCUAAGCCAACUGCCCUGAGGGGCCUCUUCCUCUGUGGGAAGGCUCCCAGGCCAGCUCACUCCAGGGAGGUAGGUCAGGUGAAUCAUCUCAUGACUGGGGCGGCUGUUACCAAGCCCCAGGCCUCAAUCUCACCGCCCAAUCUCUUAUCUCUUAGAUCACAAGUUGCCUACUUUUGUAUGACCCUUGAGUUAAGAAUGGUUUUUACCUUAGGAAAAGGUUAUCAAAACAAAACCAAGAAUACACAACAGAGACUGUAUGUGGCCAAGAAUGUAAAGUAUUUAUAAUACUAUUGGGCCCUUUAGGGGGCUAGACACCUUCUAGGUAGCAGGCUAUGGUAGAUUAAAAGACCCUUGUCCUUCUUAUUCUGGAAGGAGGGCCCAUGGAAGUACACUAGUGGGAGUGGGAGUGUGUGUGUGUGUGUGUGUGUGUGUGUGUGUGUGUGUAUGUGUAGGGGUGGACGUGAGUGUGUGCACAUGCAUGAGCAUCUCUGGGCAUCGAGAGUAAUCAGAGUUGGACCUGCUCGUAAGGGCCGAUCCAGCUGUCGGCCAGUUCCCGCAGGGUGCUGUACCUCCGCUCAAACUCCUCCUUACUGCAGUGCUGCAAGAGCCGACCUACCUCCUCGGUGAGGGAUGGCAAAGUAGACUGCCCGGGCAAGAUGACCUUCCAGCUGUACCUGAGGUCCAUCCACCAGGAAGGUGGGAGAUGUGGAUAGCUGACGUGCCCGUUCGGAGUACGGCUGGAGCCAGAUGGGAAGUCACCCUCCCACCCCUUUGGGAGCUGUGUGAUAGCUUACCGCGGUGAGCAGCUGCCUCACGCCUCCACCCCUUCAGAAAUCACUCACUCACCCACAGCCUGGCUCCGUCGCCAUUUCUCCCUAUUUGACCCUGCCUGCGACUGUGACUGACGUCCAGGCUCACCAACCAUAGCGUCAGCUUCGCGGUGACUCGGGCCAAUGGCCUGAGGAGUUCGCUUUCGGGCUUUAGUGCCAAGGGCCAAUCGUAGCCCGGCGAUUCGUGGGCGGGUGGGGUUGCCAGGGUUACGAGGGCUCGGCUGGCGAUAACCAAUGAAAGACCGAGGACACGUGCAUCUGGGGGAGUCUGAGCCCUGAGGCUGGAACUCUGGAGCCUCCCUUCGGGCUAGACGAUGGAAAGGGCAUGUUACUAUGGAAACUCCCUCAAAGGCCGAAAAUGAAAAGGAAAAUAAAUAGCUGUAUUUUACAGAAACCUC